Messenger RNA from Spodoptera frugiperda (fall armyworm), 1972 nucleotides. RefSeq lists its product as uncharacterized. Lineage: Eukaryota; Metazoa; Arthropoda; Insecta; Lepidoptera; Noctuidae. The coding region runs from base 1 to 1470 and encodes 489 amino acids. The record is from RefSeq and is a predicted model, not a curated record. The transcript has 7 exons.
AUGCUAUCGACACCAUUUACGAGAUCAACAUCAUGCAGAUUUCUAAGUCGAGCUUCAAAGAAGACGAGAUCAGCAAAGGCCAGAUUCUUCCAGUCGACUGGGAAGCUGGACCAAAUGCCAUCGCGGAGGAGAGAUGAUACGGAUAAGAGCGUCCAAGACAUCAUCACCUUUAUGAAAGCGACCGACUCUGACGACGUUUCGACAUUUGUGGCGAAGAAGCUACAGUGCGGUACUGGAUGGACCGAACCAUACAUGCUGCUGCGUCCAGCUGUGCCUACGACGUGGCUGUAUGUGUUCCGACUACACCACUCCACGACCGUUGAGGGCAUCGUGGAGUAUGUGAAGGUGAAGACCAACUGGACCUUGAGGGUCUUGAGUCGUCCCAGCAGGUCCAGCAGCUGCUGCAAUGAGCGGGUGGCGGCGGUCGGUGGGGGCGCGGGCGUGGCGCGCGGCGCGGCGGCGCUGGCUGGCGGGCGGCGUGCUGGCGGCCGUGACGCUGGCCGUGCUGGCGCCGCGCCUGGGCGCGCCCGGAGGCAACUACUGCAUGCUCACUCAGUAGAUCAUACACCGCAUUGCACUCCGCCAUGCGGGCUGCGCGCCGAGUACUCGGCGUGGCUGUUACUUGGCUACGUGCACUACUGCGCGGGCCGCAGCCAGGCCUGGCCCCGCGCCGGGGCCCUCGCCUGGCCCCGCGUGCGGCCCAGCCGCGCCCAGGCGGCCUGCGUGCUGCACGCGCACGUGGUGUCGCCUGCGCUGGCGGCCGCGGUCGUGAGUACGUUCACGGACGGCGUGGACUACAGGAUCGCGCAGGGCGUGAUGCUGUGGUCGCGCGGCGGGGGCUGCGCGUGGCUGGCGGCGGCGCUGGGCGCGCGCGACGCGGCCGCGUGCUGCGCCGCGCUGUACGUCGCCUCGCUGCUGACCGCGCCGCUGCACUCCUGGCUGCUGUGCGGGCGCGUGGCGCUGCCUCCCAUGGCGGGCGUAGUGUGCACGCUGUGCACGGUAGCGGGGCCAUUCGCAGUGGGCCUGCUGGUGUCGGGCGCGCGGGGCCCGGCGCGCGGGGGCCCGGGGCAUGGCGUGCAGCUGGCGGCCCUGGCGCUGCUGUACGCGGAGUGCUGCGAGCGGCUGUGCGACGCGGAGGCCAUCGUGUACCUGGGGGACGUGCUGGCGGCCUUCGUGCUGGAGCUGUGCUGCGUGUGCGUGUCGGCGGCGUGGUGCUGUGUGUACUGGCGCGGCGGGCUGCUGGCGCCGGCCGAGGCGCGGCUGGUGGCGCAGUGCGCGCUGCCCCGCUGGCUGGACACGCGGUGGGGUGCGGAGUGCGCGGCGCCGGGGCUGUGUCGGCUGCCGGGAGUGUUCGUGGCGCCCACGCAGACCCUGCUGCUGGCGGCGCUGGGCCGCGACUGCGACGGCUGUGACGGCUGCGACGGCUGCGACGGCUGCGAGGAGCGUGCGGCGGUGUCUAGUACUUCAUGAAGCCAUUAGAAUAGUCAAACAUUACAUUACACGACUGGUACUGUGGCCUUAGCGUUAGCCUUAUAGUGGGAGUGGUGAAGGAAUGCGAUACGAAAGAAUUUUAAUAUGGGGAGCAAUCUACAUUUCUCUUUCUUUGGCUCGACUUCGAACCACGAGGGAUCUGGUGUUGUACCAAGUUCGACCUGAUUCUAUACGCCGACUGUUUGGAUGCGUAUUUGUAAAAAAUCAAAAUGGAAGCUAUAAUACUACAAAUUAUUAUUGUGAUACACUUGUAUGAUGAAUUAACUGGACAAGGCAGCGUUGUAAAUAUGGAAUCCAUAUACAAAAUGUAUUAUUUUGCCUGCGUGGAAAACAAGAACGCCAUAAGAUGCCUUCCUGUACUGUGUCAUUGUAUUAUUGUGUUAUGUUUAAUGUAGCGAUACGACGGAACAUUGCCCGUUGCAUAAAGCUAUCCGUGUACAAUGGACCAACGAAUAGAGCCUAUUAAAGUGAUAAUAAAUUA